This is a messenger RNA of Erigeron canadensis, 1877 nucleotides long. RefSeq lists its product as uncharacterized. NCBI's taxonomy places the organism in Eukaryota, Viridiplantae, Streptophyta, Magnoliopsida, Asterales, Asteraceae. The record is from RefSeq and is a predicted model, not a curated record. The transcript has 7 exons. Bases 107 to 1750 code for a protein of 547 amino acids.
AUUAUAGCUACUUAUUAUAGCUAGGAAGAGAACCCUUAAUUUGACUUAUAUUGUGGUGGUGGUAGUGGUUUUUGAGAAGCUAGCUGCAAUAAUUAAAGAUAUAUACAUGGAUGUAGCCGUGGACAAGCGACGGCCGGAGAUGGAUACCGACAUGGAAGACACGAUGGAUGCCGGGUUGAAACCAAGGACUCGACAUCAAUACUCUGAUGUUGUUGUCCCGGAUGUGCCAAAAGUUGAAAAUGGCGACGGAAAGGGAAAACUAACCGAAAAUAGCACUUACUUGGACAUACAAGGAGCGUUUGAAGAUCUUGAUAUGCAUAAGAUUCUAAACGUUGUUCAUCAAAACAACGCGAAAGAGAAAGAGGAAAGAGAGAUCGUGAAUGCUAGUAGCAAUAAAGAAGGAAGUACGAGUACUAAAAGCACACCACAGCAAGUGAUCCAAGAAGAAGAUCAGUUUGAGGAGGAAGAAGUUGAGCUAGAAUUCGUCAAGGGGAUGCCUAAACUUGACACGGAUACUACUGCGCAUUGCCCUAAUUGUAAGCAUCAAAUCACCAAAGUGAUUCUUCGUCGAAAAAUCAAGAGGCCCCCGGCUCAAGUCACUAUACCACACAAGCCACUCGAUCUACUUGGAUGCUUUUCUUGCUUCAGUGUGUUCUUUCCCUCGGAUAAUGGACGCUUCAAUCCUUUUCCAAUAUUUGGGAACAAACCAGAUGAUUCGAUUCCACCUAUCUCUCGUGAAGAUGGGAGCUGUUUCAGUAUCUUUCGGGUUUUCCGAAAAGAAAAAGACAUUGAAAAGGUUGACCGUGGUCAUGAACAACCAGAAUCACAUAACUUAGAUUCAAGUUUUGAACAAGUGAAACCAGCAGGAAAUAUUGGUCGCCCACCUCCUUCUACUGUUGGAGAUAAUAUCAAAUAUACUACAGGCAAACCUCCUAUAUCAGGAACGAAUUUAGGAGGAACAUAUAAUCAGAAAGAUCAACUACCAACUAGUCAUCCGGGACCGGGAGAACAACCAGGAAAAGAUGAAACAAGUAUCGAUAUGCCGCCACAAACAUCCAAUGAAGUACCAAGUCAACCACAAACGGCAGUUGGACAAGAUUCUACAUCUUUUGAGAUCUUGAAGAGUGUUGUGUAUGGAGGCUUAAUGGAAGUGAUUGCAAGUUUAAGUGUCGUUGCGUCUGCCGCUGCUGGUGAUGCCAGUACACUGAGCAUCAUAGCCCUGGCGGUGGCGAAUCUAAUUGGCGGGGUUAUUGUUGUUUGCCACAAUCUAUGGGACUUAAGAGACGACUGCUUUAAAUACUCUAGCCAACAAACAAGCGACCAAGAAGCUCGUAACAAGUACAAAGAGUUACUAGGGCGAGUCGAGCACUUUCCAAUGCACUUGUUCUUUGCAAUACUAUCUUUCCUUGUGUUUGGUAUCAUCCCUCCUUUGGCCUAUGGAUACGCAUUUCAUGAAACCAGCGAUAAGGACUUUACCAUAGCAGUGGUUGCAAUUGCAUCUCUUGUAGGCGUCGCUUUGCUAGCGAUAUUCAAGGCUUAUAUUGAUAGGUGUGACGGGUUCGCAGGGUAUUUUAAGACUAUCACCUACUACUUGACUACAGCAGUUGCAGUCUCGGGUGUUUCUUAUGUUGCUGGGAAUCUGGCAAUGAGGCUGAUCGAGAAGCUUGGAUUGUUUGAGACUGCAUCUGGAGUAGCUAUGUCAUUCCUCCCUGAAGUUGUCUCCGCAAACCCAUCUUUGGCGUACUACUGAUGCUUUGUUUACUUUUCCAAGUUUGUUUUGCUGUUAAGGGUAGCUUUAUGUCCCACCUGUAUCACUGUAUGUGUUGUAUGUUAAAAAGUCUUUCAAAUAAAAAACUUGUAUGUUGCUUUGAUAUUCA